ACGCGCCACCACCACUACUUCGUUUUCUCACACCAACUACAACAUUAUCACUCAUCAAACGUCAACUCCAUCAUCAUCUUCAUCUUCAUCACCAUCGUAGAACUCUUACUCUCUUCUCACAUUCUCUUCGCGCCUCACACUUCUCCAUGACCGCACUUAUCAACAACAAAAACGCCGCCGCCGGUGAUUCAUCGACGGAGCACGUCACCGGCGAAUGGCAAUCGGUGCCGGAGCUCCAGCUUCGUGAUCACCGAUUCACUGUACCUCUUGACUACUCUCGUGGCACUCAUUCUUCUCCUAAGAUCACGGUUUUUGCUCGUGAAGUCGUUGCAGGUGGAGGUGUGGAGUUGGAAUCUGGAAUCUGGAUCAUUAAACUUUUAGUUGGGAAAGUAGAGCAAACAUUGCCAUACCUGUUAUAUUUGCAAGGUGGACCUGGGUUUGAGUGCAUGCGGCCAACUGAGUCUAGCGGAUGGAUUCAGAAAGCUUGUGAAGAAUUUCGUGUAAUCUUGAUGGAUCAGCGAGGAACGGGAUUAUCAACUCCUCUGUCUGUGUCAUCAAUGUCGCAAUUCAAAUCUGCACAAGAAUUAGCCGACUUCUUAAAACACUUUAGAGCUGAUAAUAUAGUAAAUGAUGCAGAGUUCAUCCGAGUACGAAUUGUUCCAAAUGCUGGACCUUGGACAAUUUUGGGACAGAGUUAUGGUGGUUUUUGUGCAGUCACGUAUUUGAGUUUUGCACCCCAAGGACUGAAGCAAGCCUUUCUAACAGGAGGAAUUCCUCCAAUUGGAGAUGGAUGUACGGCAGAUUCGGUGUACAGAGUAGGCUUUGAGCAAGUUGUAAAUCAAAAUGAGAAGUAUUACAAGCGAUACCCUCAGGAUAUUAAAGUAAUUCAAGAACUUGUUAAUUAUUUAGCAGAAAAAGAAGGAGGAGGGGUGGCCCUUCCAUCCGGGGGAAUCUUAACCCCAAGAGGGUUGCAAAUUCUUGGUCUCUCUGGCUUAGGAUCUGGAGCCGGUUUUGAGCGCAUGCAUUAUCUGUUUGAGAGAGUGUGGGAGCCUACGUUAGUUCCGGGAGCACCAAAGAGAAUAAGUUACUAUUUCUUGAGUUCUUUCGAGAAGUCAUUAGUUUUUGAUACUAAUCCACUGUAUGCCCUCAUGCAUGAGUCCAUCUAUUGUCAGGGUUCUCCUAGUAGAUGGUCUGCUCAUAGAAUAAGGAAUGAAAUUAAUGACAAGUUCGAUGCAAUUAAGGCGGCUAGAGAAGGACUACCUGUACUCUUUACAGGAGAGAUGAUUUUCCCAUGGAUGUUUGAUGAGAUUCAAGCCUUGAAACCGUUCAAAGAUGUAGCUGAUAUUUUGGCCGAGAAGAAGGAUUGGCCCCCGCUCUACAACGUCCAAGCUUUGAAAGACAACAAGGUACCCGUUGCUGCAGCUGUUUACUACGAAGAUAUGUAUGUGAAUUUUAAACUGUCCAUUGAAACAGCUUCUCAAAUAGCAGGGAUCAGGCUCUGGAUAACUAAUGAGUUUAUGCAUUCUGGCUUGCGAGACGGAGGGGGAAAAGUUCUUGAUCACUUGCUGGGAAUGUUGAAUGGGAGGAAACCUCUUUUCUGAUCACCAUUGCAACUCCUCUCGCUCCCUUCACCUAUGUUUGGUUUUCCGUUUGCAGUUUCCAAAUCAUGGUUUGGAGGACGGAAAACCAAACAUGCAGUUAGACUUAUGGAAUCACACCUGAUUAUAAGUUUCCAGCUUUUUAUGAUAGACAGUCUUGAAGUCUUUAUUGUUACUAAGUCUUUGAACUCUGACUCCAUAGAAUCUUCAUUUAUUAAAGUAUAAUCUUGUAAGAUUGUACUUCUUACCAGUUGAAAUACAUAGUACUUCAUGCA
This is a messenger RNA of Arachis duranensis, 1873 nucleotides long. RefSeq lists its product as uncharacterized. The coding region runs from base 147 to 1601 and encodes 484 amino acids. The record is from RefSeq and is a predicted model, not a curated record. Gene Ontology annotation, biological process: proteolysis. Gene Ontology annotation, molecular function: peptidase activity. The transcript has 11 exons. NCBI's taxonomy places the organism in Eukaryota, Viridiplantae, Streptophyta, Magnoliopsida, Fabales, Fabaceae.